Brugia pahangi is the source of this 1794-nucleotide messenger RNA. The record is from the annotation of a GenBank genome assembly. NCBI's taxonomy places the organism in Eukaryota, Metazoa, Nematoda, Chromadorea, Rhabditida, Onchocercidae.
AUGAAUGGUUGUAUGAUUUGUUGGAUUUUUACAAUUUUAAUUCUUGUUAUGGCAAAGAAAAAAUUGAAAGAGCAAGAAAUUAUUCAACGAACGCUAAAAGAUUAUGAUUGGCGUGUACGACCACGUGGUAGUAAUCUUUCUUGGCCAGACACAGGUGGUCCAGUGCUAGUCUCUGUAAACAUAUAUUUGCGAUCAAUUUCAAAAAUUGAUGAUGUUAAUAUGGAAUAUAGCGCACAGUUUACGUUUCGAGAGGAAUGGAAUGAUGCGCGAUUGGCGUACGAACGUUUAGCGGACGAGAAUACGCAAGUACCACCGUUUGUGGUACUUGCAGCAAGUGAACAGGCUGAUUUAACGCAACAAAUUUGGAUGCCAGAUACUUUCUUCCAAAAUGAAAAAGAAGCAAGACGACAUCUUAUUGAUAAACCUAAUGUGCUUAUCAGAAUACAUCCCGAUGGUCAAAUAUUAUACAGUGUUAGGCUUUCAUUAGUAUUAUCGUGUCCAAUGUCGUUGGAAUAUUAUCCAUUGGAUCGACAAACAUGCCUUAUCGAUCUUGCUAGUUAUGCUUACACCACUGAUGAUAUUAAAUACGAAUGGAAGCUAAAGAAUCCAAUUCAACAAAAGGAAGGCUUACGACAAAGUUUGCCAAGUUUUGAGCUUCAAGAUGUUCUGACGGAUUACUGUACAAGUAAAACUAAUACAGGUGAAUAUAGCUGUUUGAGAACAAAAAUGAUUUUACGACGUGAAUUCAGCUACUAUCUUUUGCAGCUCUACAUACCAUCAUUCAUGCUGGUUAUCGUUUCAUGGGUAAGCUUUUGGCUCGACAAGGAUUCGGUACCUGCUCGUGUUACCCUUGGUGUAACAACACUUCUAACGAUGACCACACAAAGUUCGGGUAUCAAUGCUAAACUUCCCCCUGUUUCCUAUACAAAGGCAAUAGAUGUUUGGAUUGGUGUUUGCUUAGCAUUCAUUUUUGGUGCACUGCUUGAAUUUGCUUUGGUCAAUUAUGCAGCAAGAAAGGAUGUAAACGCCGGACAUCGAAUGUUAUCAAAAUAUGCCAAUCAUAUGGAUUACUCAUCCGGUUAUCAACCUUUAGUAUCAACAACUGCUAUUAUGACGCCUACCCGUUCUUGGUGGUGUUUGCGACCAUUUGUCCGACGUUACAAAGAACGCUCCAAGCGAAUUGACGUUGUUUCACGCUUGGUAUUUCCAAUUGGUUACGCUUGCUUCAACGGUGAAUACAGUUGUGCUCGUGUAAUGCUACUACUUCGUCGUGAAUACAGUUAUUAUUUAAUUCAGCUUUAUAUACCGUGCAUUAUGUUGGUCGUCGUUUCCUGGGUUUCAUUUUGGCUUGAUAAGGAUGCUGUACCUGCUCGUGUAUCAUUAGGUGUAACAACAUUGCUAACGAUGACUACACAAGCAUCAGGUAUCAAUGCUAAACUACCACCAGUAUCAUAUAUCAAAGCAGUUGAUAUUUGGAUUGGUGUAUGCUUGGCAUUUAUUUUUGGAGCUCUAUUAGAGUAUGCACUGGUCAACUAUUAUGGACGACAAGAAUUUUUAAAGAAAGAGAAAAAAAAGAAAACAGAAUUUAAGGGUUGUUUAUGUCCAUCAGAUCAUCCAUUUAAUCAGGAUCUAAGGCAAUCGUUACGAUUAGAUAUGAAUACGUACAGAAGAAAACGAUGGACAAAAUUUUGGUUAAAUAGAUACCUUUGCGGUAAUACUGAAGUUAGCAAACGUGUUGACCUCAUUUCACGAUUUGCUUUUCCAACAUUUUUUGCUUGUUUUCUUGGUGAGUGA